UUUUUUCUUCUUUUUUUAAAAUUUUUUUUAGAAAAAUGAUUAAAAUGUUCUCUUUACACAAUGUGUUGUCUUUUUGGGUUUUUGGGGGAGGGGUGGUCAAUUAGCUUGAAAUAAACUGUGAAACGGUCUUUUUUCAUAGAAGCCAAUAGUCUAGGCAACGACCUCAACCGUCAAAACCCAUUAGCUUUACAAAUACGCAGACCUAUUCGAAAUCCAAAGCCCAUCAAAACCCAUUGGCCUAUGUGGACUUCCCCAGCAAAUACUUUUCUCUCGCAUUCAGCCUUUCCCAUAUAAAUAUGAUAGACACGUCACCCUCGUAUAAAUACCCCACCAAAAAGCACGUUCUUAGUUUUCACGGCGUUGACAGAAACUCAUUCUCUCUCUGUGUCUGUGCCAAGGGUAACAUUCUCUCUCUCUGCCUUGUCAGUGCCUAGGCUUUCAACAACUACCCAAACAUUCUCUCUGUCUGUGCGUAGGCUAGGGAUUGAACAAGUAUCCAAACAAUUAGCUACGAUGACAAACAAGGUCAACAUGGAGGAGAUAAUCGCCUACAACAUGAAGGCCAAGUCUUACUGCCCAUAUGAUUUGAGCGUUCUCCGUAUGCCCAUUAAUAUAUGCACGGAAGAACAAAGCUUUCUUACCUAUGAGUCUUGGCGUUGUUUUUUCACAGCAAAAGAUUUGCAAGAAGCUUGGCCAGUGCUAAAAUCUGCUUUAAAAGAGAUCACUGCAGCAGCUGGAGGCUUCGAAAGUUUAAGUGCCCAAACCUCUUGUGCCAUAUCUUGGAGCAUUCUUGCACAUUUGUUUUCAAGGCAAUCUCCUUGAUUGUGUUGAAAGUUAAAGGAAAACACCUGUUCCCCUUUUGCUUUACACUUACCACCAUGUUACUUAGGGAACUAUCAUCGAAGAUGUCAACCUUGUGAUUUCCAAAUACAAGAAAAUAGCCAUGCUCUGUUAUCUGUCCUACACUUAGCAAAUUUUCAGCUAGACUAGGUACAAGCAUAACCUCCUUUAUAUACCUCUUACCCUUCAUUGUUUCAAUGAUCAGUGUCCCUUUUCCUGCCACUUCAACUAAAACUCCAUUGCCUACUUGAACCUUUGCUUUCACUCCUCUGACAAUGUCUACAAGCAAGUCUUCCCUGGAUGUCAUAUGAUUGCUACAUCCACUAUCUAUGUACCAUUCAUCACUCAUCUUCUUUACUUCUCCAGAAUGAUUAGCAAAGAAUAAGUUUCCGGUUUCUUCAACCUGAUUAGCACAGUUCACCUGCUGCACAGCCUUGUUUGUAUGACAAUAUUUUGCAAUAUGCCCAAUUUUGUUACACUUGUGACACUUGACCUUGUUCUUAAACCAACACUCUCCAUAGUGCAAUUUAUCACAGAAUUUGCAUUUA
Molecule: messenger RNA, 1388 nt
Organism: Prunus persica (peach)
Lineage: Eukaryota; Viridiplantae; Streptophyta; Magnoliopsida; Rosales; Rosaceae
Exons: 3
Coding region: 514-822 (102 amino acids)
Molecular function (GO): RNA binding
Source: RefSeq, a predicted model, not a curated record